AUGUCCAAAGCUAACAAGGAAACUAUGUUCUAUGUGAACACCUUAGCUGGGGGAUCACUGAGCGUGUUCGGAAUCCUUGGUAACAUUCUGGUUGUAACCGUGUUAACUCUAGACAAGCCAGUUACGUCCACCUCCAUAAUGCUACGGGGACUUGCGAUAUCCGACACUCUUUUCUUAGUAACCACAUUCCUUUAUAAACCCAUGCUUGGUAUAUACGUCCAUCUUGGAGAGGCCGAAUUUUACGCCAAAUAUACCUAUACAUGCCUGAUACAGUAUCUUAGACCAAUUAUGUAUAGCUUACAGCAUAUAAGCACAUGGAUCGUGGUCGCCGUAGCCGUGGACCGAUAUUUCGCUGUGUGUCGCCCACUGCAGAACCUUAGCCGGCGCUAUGCCAAUCGCAUACGCCCCUGUCUCACUUUGUUGGCCGUCUACCUUGGCUGUUUUAUUUUUAACAUUCCGCGCUUCUUUGAAUAUGAAACAACGGUGAUACAAUACAAGAACAGAACCAUGUGCAGUCCCAAGGAAAAUCAAAGUGUCAGACAGAACAAAUUUUUCAUCAUCUUUUAUUGCUGGAUUUUAUAUUUUCUGAUAAUGUACAUAAUCCCCAUAGUUACAGUGACUGUCAUUAAUGUGAAGCUGAUCCUGUCACUACGUCAGGCACGUAAGCAGAGAGCAAAUUUGAGGGGACACGCACCGCACGCGGAACGCGAGGAAAACACCACCCGCUUGCUUAUCAUUGUGGUCCUGGUAUUCAUUGGGUGUCAGACACCAGAUUUUGUAUUGCAAGUAAUAUAUUUUAUCAACGUUAUCAAUCCGUUGAACAUUAAGUCGGCUCUUGGGGUGUUCAGCAAAGUUACAGACACGUUGCUCACGUUUAACGCAGCGGUGAACUUUCUCAUCUACUGUGCAAUAGGAACAAAUUUCCGGAAAACUCUUACGGAUCUUCUGAUGUGUAAGAUUAAGACAAGAAAGCGCAAACCGCAUUUUUUAUUAAAGAAUAAACUUUCAUCUAAAGAAUCCACCGUCAGUACCACCUGGCCAAGCUCCCCCACCUGCCACAUGCCGUCAUCAAGAAAGAGCAGUAACAACACUAGCAAAGAUGUCUCUGAAGUCUACGUACAAAACCGAUCGAAGUGAAAAACUGUAGGAGAAGUGACGAAAUGUUGGAGAAUGGAUGAAAAAAGUUAAACGAGAAAAGUGCGAGUUGAUGGUGCAGUUGGUGAAAGAAUAAUUUAUUAAAAUUAU
Lingula anatina is the source of this 1245-nucleotide messenger RNA. Its product is annotated as FMRFamide receptor-like. Gene Ontology annotation, cellular component: membrane. Gene Ontology annotation, molecular function: G protein-coupled peptide receptor activity. The record is from RefSeq and is a predicted model, not a curated record. NCBI's taxonomy places the organism in Eukaryota, Metazoa, Brachiopoda, Lingulata, Lingulida, Lingulidae. Gene Ontology annotation, biological process: G protein-coupled receptor signaling pathway.